AUGGGAAUUAAGUUUUUAUGUUUAACACUUACGUUUAUCGGUGUAAUUUGUAAAGCUAUAAAUAUAGAUGGAUAGUUGCAAAAUAAAUUAAAAAAGUUAAUUCAAAAAGUAGCCCAAUCACAUUCAUAAGAUAAAAGUUUUGUUAAAUAUAUUUCGGAAAAAUUUGAGGGUUUCUUUUAAAACAAAGUACCUCAACUCUUGCCACAAUAAUUAAAAUAAAGCGAAAAAGCAAGCCAAACUAAUUUUAUUAUUCGCCAUUAUGAGAACUUUUUAAUUGCAUAAUAUUCUAAUUUAAGCAACAUUAAAAGCAAUAUUAUUGGUUAAAUUAAAUGCUAAGCUCAUAAGAUCUUAUAUGCAAAAUCCAUAGACAAUAAUACUAACUCUUUUACAGGAGAGGGUUUUUAAUUUAAGGUGACGUAUGAUAAAAACUUCAAUCCAAAGUAUGAGUUAUAUGAAGGCUAAUUCUUAAAUGGAUUAAAACAUGGCAGAGGGAAAUUGUAUGGUUAGAAAUCUGAGAAUGUUGAUUAUGAAGGCGAGUGGAAGAAUGAUGAAAUGGUGUCCAAACGUUAAGAAAAAUUUUAAACACUUUAGUUAGAAAGACAGUCGCUAAUAAAGGUGAUUAUUAGAGAUGGUGAUACUAUAAUUAAUUAGAAUAGUAGGCAGAUUGAGAAUAGGAAAAGAUAAUAGAAUUGGAUCAAAUUUAAUUAAUAGAUUUCUGAGGAUGAUAUAGCUAGAUUAAAGAGAAAGGAUGGAUGGUUCACGAGUUCAAUUAUAGACAGCUUUGCCUUACAUCUUAAUAUAAAAAUGGAAGAGAAAUACUUUUAAAUUGACCCUAAUGAGAGGAAAUAGGCUAUAAGACAAGUGUUUAUUCCAAGUUAGGUCUUUACUUCAAUGCAGAAUAAUCAAAAGGAUAUCAACUAAGAGAUUUUUCAAAAGCAUUUUCUAGAGUAUAAGAUGAUAGAAUAUAAAAUAGAGAAAUUAUUUGACAGAGUUAAUUUUAUUGUUAAUAGAAAUAACAGGCAUUGGUUUUUAAUAUAACUAAAUUUAAGAAAUUACGAAAUGAUUAUAAUGGAUAGUAUUAAAAAUAAGCUACAAUAUUACACCUUUGCAAAAGACAUUCUCAAUUAAAUAUUUGAUAAUAAAAUAAAGAAGAUAACUUUAUCAGAUAAAUGUCAUAUCUAAAAGAAUGGACAUGAUUGUGGCCCAUUUACUUGCUUACACAUGUUAGAGAUAAGUGAGAUCUAAUAAAAUUUGAGAAAUCCUUCUUAAAUGAGGGAUUUUUUAAUGUUAUUACUAGAAUAAGAUUGA
Molecule: messenger RNA, 1308 nt
Organism: Paramecium octaurelia
Lineage: Eukaryota; Ciliophora; Oligohymenophorea; Peniculida; Parameciidae
Source: the annotation of a GenBank genome assembly